GAAGAAGAAACAGCAGCAGCAACAGAGCAGCUACGUCACUUGUUGAAGAACAGUAGUUUCUUUUCAAAGUGACGUGAAACCGCGAAGAAAAUGUAUGAAAUAAUCUCAAACCGGGUUUAGUGAAAACCUGAGAUUUGACGUAUGCGCGUUGAGCUAGCUGUAGCAUGACGUCAGAUGACUGAGCCGGCGAAAGCUAACGUUAGCCUGAGCUGUUAGCUGGAGGAUUAUGGCGCCUCGUUUACAGCUGGACAAAGCUGCGUGGAUCUGGACCGAGUCCGUGAGACCCGAGGACAUUAACCGGGACCACAUCGAGCAGGCCUACCGCAUCAGACUGCCGGCCUGCGCCGGCUGCAGGAGGAAUUGUAAAGGGAAUCCAAAUUGCCUCGUGGGUAUCGGUGAACAGGCAUGGCUCAGGGAGAUCGAUGAAAACACUUUCCACAAUAUUGACGACCCAAACUCAGAGCGUCGAGACAAGAACACAUUUGUUGGAUUGACCAACUUGGGUGCAACAUGCUACGUCAACACAUUCCUUCAAGUGUGGUUCCACAACCUUGACCUGCGUGCAAGCCUGUACCAGUACCACAGCGCCCGGGCACAGGAACACAACACAGACUCCGACUAUGAGCCUCAGUCCGUCUGUGAACACCUGCAGUAUCUGUUCGCUCUGCUGCAGAACAGCAGCAGGAAGUACAUCGACCCCUCAGCGCUGGUCAAAGCUUUGGGACUGGACACGGGGCAGCAGCAGGAUGCUCAGGAGUUUUCCAAGCUCUUCCUGUCUCUUUUGGAGGACACACUGUCAAAGCAGAAGAGCCCCAACCUGCAGAAUGUGAUCCAGCAGCAGUUUUGUGGGCGCUUCUCUUACGUGACUAUGUAAGUCCAGCAUGUUCACACUGACACCGU
This is a messenger RNA of Thalassophryne amazonica, 900 nucleotides long. It is a transcript of the gene usp48, whose product is annotated as ubiquitin specific peptidase 48. Gene Ontology annotation, biological process: protein deubiquitination. Lineage: Eukaryota; Metazoa; Chordata; Actinopteri; Batrachoidiformes; Batrachoididae. The record is from RefSeq and is a predicted model, not a curated record. The transcript is spliced from 5 exons. Gene Ontology annotation, cellular component: nucleus; cytosol. Bases 227 to 874 code for a protein of 215 amino acids. Gene Ontology annotation, molecular function: cysteine-type deubiquitinase activity; cysteine-type endopeptidase activity.